Molecule: messenger RNA, 744 nt
Organism: Capsicum annuum
Lineage: Eukaryota; Viridiplantae; Streptophyta; Magnoliopsida; Solanales; Solanaceae
Product: sulfiredoxin, chloroplastic/mitochondrial
Exons: 5
Coding region: 154-525 (123 amino acids)
Biological process (GO): cellular response to oxidative stress
Cellular component (GO): cytoplasm
Molecular function (GO): sulfiredoxin activity
Source: RefSeq, a predicted model, not a curated record
AAUAAAAGAUGAGUCUAAGCAAUACUAGUAUUACUUUCUGUUUCCCAAAGAGCAGAAUUCUUCAAAUAUUUAUGACAGUUAUUCAAUGACAUAGUCCCUUUAUUUUCCUAACAUUCAGAUUCUUUAAGAUUGAACAAGUUAAAAUAGAGAGAAAUGUCGAAUUUUGUACUGCAACUGCCAAAUAAGCUGCGUUUCCAGAGCUUCACUGUCUCCUCUUCCUCUAAUGGGUCUGCUCCUGGUGUGCCUCAAUCUGCCGGGCCAGUGAUUCUUGAACUUCCCCUUGAUAAAAUCCGAAGGCCGCUCAUGCGUACCAGAUCUAAUGACCAGAAGAAAGUGAAGGAACUGAUGGAUAGUAUCAAGGAAAUCGGGCUUCAAGUACCUAUUGAUGUGCUUGAAGUGGAUGGGGUUUAUUACGGUUUUUCUGGUUGUCAUCGAUAUGAAGCUCAUCAGCAACUUGGCCUUCCAACUAUUCGUUGCAAAGUUCGUCGAGGAACAAAAGAAACUUUGAGGCACCAUCUUCGAUAAGAUCCUGCUGAAUCGCGCUAAACAGGAGAUGCAUGAUAAUGGAUCGUCCUCCAAUAUUGAUGAUAUGUAUUUAAUGUAAAUGUAUGUAUACAAGAUUUGCCAAUGUUUGAGGUGUUUCGUACCUAUACUUUGGAGUUUGUACAUUGACUUGGUAGAUUAUGCAAAAGAAGAUGAUGAUUAAUGGCUUUAUAAAUUGCAUGCAACUCCCAUUAUCCCAAA